AUGGCACGCCUUGUUUUUUCGCUCUCAACUGUUCUCUUUGUAGGGCUUUGGCUUCCCUCGGUGGCACCCCGCCAGCUAGAGGAAGACACCAUGUCCGUAAGGUUCGACCAAUGGAUGGCAAACCAUGGGGUCGAAUACGAGAGCAUCGAAGAGAAGGAGAAACGCUUCAAUGUCUUCAAGGAAAACCUCAGGUUCAUAGAGUCUGUCAACGCUGAGAAGCGAUCGUACAAGCUGAGCCUCAACACGUUUGCUGACUUGAGUCUCGAUGAAUUCCGGAAGCAGUAUCUGGGCUUGAGGGGAGAUGCUACGGCUCGUAAGAAGGCCCCGGUGGAACCUUUCAUGUAUGCCAAUUUGUCCGCACCGAACACCAUGGAUUGGAGGGAGCAAGGCGUGGUGACUCCGAUCAAGAACCAACAAACUUGCGGAUGUUGUUGGGCGUUUUCGGCCGUGGCUGCCAUGGAGAGCAUAACAAAGAUGAAGACUGGAAACUUGGUGUCUUUGUCUGAGCAACAAGUGUUGGACUGCACUGGUGGCGGCAGCAAAGGUUGUCUAGGCGGCUUCAUGGACGAGGCAUUUCGGUUCAUCAUACACAACGGUGGCCUCGCCAGAGAGACCGACUACCCAUACCAGUCAAUCCAGGGCGGCACAUGCGAUGCCCAAAAAUCAUCCUCUAAAGCAGCCACAAUUACUGAUUACCAUGACGUUCCUCCUGCUGAUGAGGACUCGUUGCUUCUUGCCGUUGCCAACCAGCCAGUAUCUGUUGGUAUUGAUGGUAGCGCGUUCGGAUUUAAGCAUUAUUCUGAGGGGGUAUUCACAGGAGAUUGUGGCACCCAAUUGAAUCAUGCUGUCACAAUUAUCGGCUACGGAACUGAGGAUGGCGUCGACUACUGGCUAAUCAAGAACUCCUGGGGCGAAGCUUGGGGUGACAAUGGGUACAUGAAAUUAAAGCGAGGAGAUGACCUAUGCGGCAUAGCAGACCUGGCUUCGUACCCUGUCGCGUAG
Molecule: messenger RNA, 1002 nt
Organism: Amborella trichopoda
Lineage: Eukaryota; Viridiplantae; Streptophyta; Magnoliopsida; Amborellales; Amborellaceae
Source: RefSeq, a predicted model, not a curated record